Molecule: messenger RNA, 1960 nt
Organism: Hymenoscyphus albidus
Lineage: Eukaryota; Fungi; Ascomycota; Leotiomycetes; Helotiales; Helotiaceae
Source: the annotation of a GenBank genome assembly
CUUAUCUGAUGUGAAAAACAUUCCUUGUUUGACAGAAGUCUUUUUUUUGUACUUCUUCCCUUCAUUAGACGGCAGUGCCUUUUCGAUACACUUCCCUCCUUUCACUUGACAGUUUCAUCCACUCCUCGACUUCUCAACUUCCCAACCUCAACUUCUCAAAUCCUCAACUCUGUCAAUCAUAACGCCAACAUGAAGUUUCAUUCUCUAGUCGUCACUGCUCUUCUCGGCUCGGCAGCUGCACGUGUUGCAUACACAGCUACCAAAGGUGGUUCUGCAAGGCCAACGAGAACUGGGCUCCCUGGAUAUGAAAAACCACCAAAGGGAGGUGGGCUUCCUGGACUCGCAAAGCCAACAGGGUACGUGAAAAACUUUGCAGCUUUGCCAACAGGAAGUCUCCCAAAAUACGGUGAGGGUGGUGGUGGCGGUGGCGGUGGCGGUGGCUAUGCCCAGCCAACAAAAACUGGUAGCCCUCCAUGUGGUAGUAAAAAGAGCGUAAAAGAUGACCCGAUUAAGAAGGGAGAGGAGGAAACGGGAGGGCUGAAAAAGGGAUGUGCAAAGGCAACCGGGAAAAAACCAUUUGGAACAAACGCGGCUGGCUCAAAACCAACCGGCAAUGGUGGUGAUUAUUAUGGAGGUGGUGGAGGUGGUGGAAGUGAUGGAGGCGAUGAUUAUAGUCCUCCCAAGCCAACUGGAACAUCAAGACCAUUGGGCACCGGCGAUGAUGGUUAUACUGGUGGCUACCAGCCAUACAAAGCUCCUAAGCCAACUGGAACAUCAUUACCAAAAGAUACUGGAGAUGACGGCGAUACUGGCGGUGAUUAUACCCCUUCAAAGCCAACUGGCACAGGAGCAUCAAAACCGAAGGGUACUGGCGAUGGAGGCGAUGGUGGUGAUACUGACGGUGAUUUUAAGCCUUCAAAGCCAACUGGCACAGGAGCAUCAAAGCCGAAGGGUACUGGCAGUGGUUGCAAAGCCAAAAAAGGUGUUGCUAAACCUUCUGGGACAGGAGCACCAAAGGCAAAGGGCACUGGCAGUGGUUGCAAAGCCAAAAAAGGUGCUGCCAAACCUACUGGGGCGCCAACGCUAAAUUAUAACGAUUCUCCAUCUGGAUCCAAACCUACUGGUGUCAAACCCGGUGGCGCCAAACCAACUGGAAGCCUUCCAAAAUAUGGCGCACCUCCAUCUGGUGAUACCAAACCACUAGAUACGAAACCAAAGGACACCAAACCAACUGGUACAGGUACCGCGAAACCGACUGGCACAGCUACAGCCAAGGUAGGAAGGCCCAUGCCAACAACAUAUGAGUAAGUUUAGCGUUCUUUUUGAAUGUUCACAGAAACUAACAGAUCAUCAGUCGCCUCAGACGCUGAGGCUAAACAACACCUUAUUUGUGAGAACUUCAAAAAUAAGACUGUUACCAUUCCAAUUCUUCCCCAUACCCUUCUGAGCGGCAUUUUUCUCCAGCUGGCACUUUUCCAAAAAAAAAAAACUGUACUGCCAUUGCAAAGUGAGAUUCUUGGUCGGCCACUCCCAACUGGCUUUCCGUUCAAUCUUGGCAUAGGUCUACUAUCAAUGCCAACUGGAGUUUGAUAUCAACGGAGGCAGGAGGAAGACCGUCCUAUUACUCUGCAAAAGAAUACCCGUUGAACUGCUUUGGCAGUAUAGGCAUUCGAAAUUUUCAGCAUUUACGUUUGUUUCUUCAAUUCUUGUAUAAUGCAUUUACGUUUGAACUGAUUUCUUUCCUUGGUACUUGUUGGUUGGGAGGCGCAGACGAGGGGUUAUCGAAUAGCAGACCUGGGGGCCAUGUCUUUUCUUUUGUGUUCAUGUUUUGUACUUGGGGGCCAAAGAGAGGCGUUUUUUUUUGUAAGAGACACUGGUUGGAAAAAGAGUUUACCUAGUCUAGCUACACCUUUUGCUCAGAACGUUUCAGCGAAAAAAUCAAUGCUAAACUUUAGCGCCA